Molecule: messenger RNA, 1150 nt
Organism: Orbicella faveolata
Lineage: Eukaryota; Metazoa; Cnidaria; Anthozoa; Scleractinia; Merulinidae
Biological process (GO): protein quality control for misfolded or incompletely synthesized proteins; mitochondrion organization
Cellular component (GO): mitochondrial inner membrane
Molecular function (GO): ATP-dependent peptidase activity; ATP hydrolysis activity; metalloendopeptidase activity
Source: RefSeq, a predicted model, not a curated record
AUUCUCAAGCUACAUCUCAAGAAUGUACAAGUUGCUGAUGAUGUCAAUGUAGAAGUGCUUGCUAGGGGGACUGUUGGUUUCUCAGGUGCUGAUCUGGCCAACAUGGUGAAUGCUGCAGCGAUUUAUGCAGCAAGUGAAGGAGACACUAGUGUCACAACCAGACAUCUUGAAUUUGCGAAAGAUAAAAUUCUCAUGGGCCCUGAACGAAAGAGUGCAGUCAUUGAAGCCAAGAACAGGGAGCUGGUGGCGUAUCACGAGGGUGGGCAUGCGCUGGUUGCCUUGUACACUCCUAACGCUUUGCCAAUACACAAAGCAACCAUUAUACCGCGGGGCCAGGCUUUGGGAAUGGUUUCCCAGUUACCAGAGAAAGACGAGUUGAACUGGUCUAAAGCUCAGCUCCUAGCCAGGCUUGAUGUUAGCAUGGGUGGUCGAGUGGCAGAAGAACUUAUCUUUGGCAAAGAAAACGUAACAACAGGGGCUGCAAGUGACAUGGAAGCCUCAAAUAAGAUCGCACAUGCUAUGGUGUCCAUGUAUGGCAUGAGUGACAAGAUUGGAAUGGUUCAAGUGAAGGACGUGGAGAAAUCGAGUCCUGAGUUACAGGCAUUGAUUGAAAGUGAAGUCAAACAACUUCUCAAGGAUUCUUACGAGAGAGCGAAGAAUAUACUCCAGGUGCACUCCAAGGAACACAGUCGCUUAGCAGAAGCCCUGUUGAAAUACGAGACUCUUGACUUGCAAGAAAUCAAAGAGGUUAUCCAAGGAAAGCAGCUCUCCAGAAGUCUGUGACGCGACUGUGACGAAGCCGAACUGCUGAAAUUGUGUUUCGUCGCACCUGUUGUAGACUGAAAUAAUUUUGAAGAUGCGUUUAAAUGGUGAUAUUUCUUGGUCGUUUAAGCUCUCUGUGAGUUUCAGUGAUCGAUACAGUUUGUUGCGUUGACACUCAUUUCUUAAUUGACAUUGUUAUAUAGCCCGAGAUUUCGCUCCCGUAUUAUUUUCAGUGUAGACCGUGUGAGUGUUCUGUAAGAUAGUCCAGUACAACACAGGGGGCUUCAUCGAUCUGUGCUCGAUUUCCACAAUGUUUUAUCUUUUUGGUGUAAUCCCUGACUGUAAAUUUCAGGUAUGAAUGUUAAAGAAUGACGUUUACCGAAAACAA